UUUUGCGACAGUUGUUUAUCAACAGUAAAAAGCGAUAUUCGUUGAAUAUGGUGUGAAGCGAUUUGUCAGUCGCGUAGAUUGCGGUUUCAAGACGAUUUAGCGCGAGUAAUAUCAGCUGCAGUUUUGUGAGACUCACAUCAGGCCCAGUGAGAGAUGGAGGAGCUCUACACUUUGGAGAGGGAGGUAGGACGGGGCAGCUAUGGUGUGGUCUUUGAAGGGCAUAUGGCCAAAACAGGACAGAGGGUGGCUAUCAAGCGACUGCCCUGCAGCAACCCAGAGUGCAUUGAACUGUACCUGCAAGAGCUAUGGGCCAUGAGAGCCACAGCCAAGAACCAUGUCAAUGUCAUUGCGCUCCACAGCUGCCUCCUGCAGACAGGGCCAAGAAGCCUGAAGCCCCUAAAACCAGGGAAACUGCCUGUACGUCUAGUUGAGAGCGUGCUGAAGGGCAGUGUAGUUGGAGCACCACAAAGUCAGGAAAGGAAUAAUGCCCAGUCUAACACCCGGAGGAGGACUAACUCUGUCUCUAGACUUCAAGACAAGACCAACAUUGUUCAGGCUAAGCUCCAGGACACGACUAAAUCAAAUGCAUCAGAUUCUACAACCCCACAAAGGCCUCAAAACAGAGCCAGAAAGAGACUGGCCCCGAGGGAAGAAGAGCAGCCGGGACCCCUGCGGUGCUUGGCCCUGUGGCUUGUGAUGGAGUACUGUGAUGGGGGUGACUUGAAUCAGUACCUGCUUUCCAGGCCCCCAGAUGCCCAGCGCAACCACAGUGUGGUUAGACAGCUCUGCAGUGCUGUGGCCUUCCUGCAUAGUCUUGGUAUCACCCACCGAGACCUGAAGCCUGACAAUGUGCUGGUCUGUGUCACACCAAAAGGCCCAAUUGUCAAGGUGGCAGACUUUGGUCUGAGCAAGAUGAGUGAAGGUCUGGUGGACGGGGAUCUGACCAGGCAGCACUUCUCAUCCACCUGUGGGUCUGACUUCUACAUGGCCCCAGAGGUGUGGGGUGGACUGACCUACACAGCCCAGGCGGACAUCUUCUCCCUAGGUGUGAUGUUCUGGGCGGUCCUGGAGAGAAUCACGUUUCUGGAAGAAGGGACCACACAGGAACAACUGGGUGCCUACGUGUGCAAGGGUCGCUCAGGCUGGCUGAUGCCGCUGGGUGAAGCUUUGUGGGAGAAUGCCGACCUCCAGCUGUGUAUCCCUAUGAAGUUUAAGAGAGCGCCCCCGCUGCCACCCCCUCCUGGUCCUGCCAUGUGCACUCUGCUUUUAGACAUGCUCGCCUCAAACCCGGAUGCUCGGCCCCCGGCAGACCAGCUGGAGGCCAGAGUGCGCUCUGCUCUCAAAGAGGACUCCCACUGACACAAAGUGCGCUUAAGCAACCAUAAUGGCUAUAACCACUAUAGCCUCUACAUGGAGAUAGCGACUGUGGACCCCCUGACUUCAGUGCUUCCUACAUGGGUAAACAAUAGCCAUUUUGCUGCUGCAGGGAAAUGGGUAUAAGAAAUAUGUAUGAUUAUAUGGGAUUGUAGGUGCUGUUUUUGUCACUAAAACAUCAGCCUGGUUUAUAGACUGUAAGAGACCACAUAAAGGGGAAAACAGGGUUGAACCAGAAGAGGUCCAUUUGAACCUUGAGGUUCUCUAAUGGGAACCAGUCCAUUGACCAUGGACCCCAGGACUGCACUGCAGACAGGUCCAUAUACAUAUCCAGAGGGACUUAAGCUGAAUUUCCUGUGAGCACCAUGCUGUUCAGGCCUUGAAUGUUUGACAUAUAAAAUGAAUUUUAGUAUUUAUAGAGCUGAAAUUAAACGCAGAGGAUUGAUGCUGUGGCUUGUUAAACGGAUCUGCAGGGUUUUGGUGGCGAUUCAUUAUCUCAGCUUUAUUUCAGGUGUUCAUUUUGACUUGAUUUUAUUUUUUUGGACACUGAGAUUUUUGCUUGUUGAAAAAUGUAGCUAAGAUUAGUUUUUUUCUUCUUGUUAUCUUGGCCCAGAUAUUUCCACCGCACUCUGAUGUAGCACUGAUUAAACACUGGGCUUCCAGAUAUCUUACAUAUGUAAACAGAGGGAAGCAAAGCAUUGAAACUCAUGCUCAUAGUAAUGCAACGCAAUACAAUAGUCAUAAUAAGCAUUACCCUCGUAACACAAUUAAGUCUUAUUUGUUGUUGUGUGUCAGUUGUGUGUCUGGUGUUUUUUGACGCCGUAGUACACCACAUACUACACCAGUACUAACUCAACACCACACCAACACAAAACUAAAACAAGCUUAACUUUAAAAAAUAUGGUAUUGAAUGCAGGUCUAAUGCAUUGUGUUAUUUUUCUGCUUUCUGUUUAAUUAGAUUUUUAUUCAUGCUAGAAUGCUUGUGAAGAGAUAUUUAUGUAUAUUCUUUUUGUUUUGAAAGGGUUUCUCAUUUUAAAAUACUUCCUCUCCAUGUCACCACUUUCCUUUGGGUCAGUAAUACUUUACCUAGAACUGUACAAGUUGACUCAAACUUUGUGUUUGAGUGUGUGAGCAUCUUUGUGACAGUAGAAGAACUAACAGCACGAGAAACACAAUGACUAACGAUGGCUAAUAUACCGUCCCCUUGUGAACAGGAAAUUAAAGCCAGGCAUUAGGAUUGUAGCUGAUCAUAUCCAUGCUGAGUCCACAACAGCAUUUAUUACUGGCCACCAAUCUUAGUCAUUGACAGUCCAUAUCUUAGAUGACUACUCAUUUCAGAAUUCUUCUGCCCCCACAUGUCUGAAAACAUGGAUAUGGGUUACAACAUGAACUGUGUCCAGAAAUCCUCUUUAAAUGUAAUUUAAAUAAAGAUUAAA
Messenger RNA from Toxotes jaculatrix (banded archerfish), 2810 nucleotides. RefSeq lists its product as uncharacterized. Lineage: Eukaryota; Metazoa; Chordata; Actinopteri; Toxotidae. Gene Ontology annotation, molecular function: protein kinase activity; ATP binding. Gene Ontology annotation, biological process: protein phosphorylation. The record is from RefSeq and is a predicted model, not a curated record. Bases 154 to 1359 code for a protein of 401 amino acids. The transcript is spliced from 4 exons.